Messenger RNA from Staurois parvus, 786 nucleotides. NCBI's taxonomy places the organism in Eukaryota, Metazoa, Chordata, Amphibia, Anura, Ranidae. The record is from the annotation of a GenBank genome assembly.
AUGAAUAUUCUGCCCAAGAAAAGCUGGCAUGUGCGCAAUAAGGACAAUGUUGCGCGUGUGCGGAAGGACGAAGCCGAGGCCGCGGAGGAGGAGCGUAAGCGCAUCAAGAGAGUGGAGCUCGCGGAACAAGAGGCCAGGACAGACUUCCUCCGUAAGAAGGCCAGGUUGUCAUUGGCAAGUCCCUCCGGUAGUGAUGUGGUUGCAGCGAGCGGACAAUCUGCUCAUGUCAACUUCUUCCAGGAUGUGGAGGAUGGCGGCAAAGGGACCAACCAAGGAAACAAGGAGUACGAAGAGGAGAAGCAAAAAGAAAAGGAGCGCCGAGAGAAGGCGCUGGGCAUUCUGACCUACCUGGGGCAAAGUUCAGCCGAAUCCCAGACCUGCCCCCCCUGGUACCAGGAGGUCCCGACCCGAUGCAAAGAUGGCGAGGACUCCACCAAGGACGAGAAGCUGAAAGGAAAGCUGGACCCGCUGUGUGAUAUGGAGAAAUACCUCCACAAAAAGACGGGGGAGAAAAAGAAACACUCUGAGAAAAAACAUAAGAAACAUAAAAAAACCAAAGAGGAGGAGAGGAGGCCCAAACCGUCCAUGGAGCAACUGCGGCAGGAACGCCUGAAGAGGGAGGCUGCGGAGAGGGCGCGUGCCGAAACAUUGCUGUCCGGGAAGAAAAAUCCCUCCGCUCCAGAGGAAGAGAUGGACGACCGGAAAAGACGGUACAACUCGCAGUUCAAUCCGCAGGCUGCCCGAAAACCCAAAGUACGAGAGGAGCCCUGGAGACACCUGGAUUAA